Strongylus vulgaris is the source of this 375-nucleotide messenger RNA. NCBI's taxonomy places the organism in Eukaryota, Metazoa, Nematoda, Chromadorea, Rhabditida, Strongylidae. The record is from the annotation of a GenBank genome assembly.
AUGUCUGGAAGAAAAGAUCCCGUGAUUCUUUCAACGUGUCCCAAAUCGGCGAGAAAUCUCGUCUCGACUCUCGUGACGUCGCCAAUUUUGGCACGUAGCCAAGGCGUAUGUAUACGACAAAGCAACACAAAAACAUCGUCUACACCAUCCACAACAACAACAACGAUGUCAGCUGAGGCAAUUGUUUACGACGAUGCGUGUGCUGAGCCAGACGGCCAGUCUACCCGUCGGGGGAAGAACCGAUGCAUCGGCCACGGUCCUGACCUCUUUCCUACUAAGAACAUGUUCUGCCUCCAUGUGAUGAUCCGAUGGAUGUCUGGAGCGCGAAUGAGGGCCAUGUUUUUGGUAGAUUGGAAUAGUGGAAUUCAGCGCUAA